Molecule: messenger RNA, 1674 nt
Organism: Penicillium diatomitis
Lineage: Eukaryota; Fungi; Ascomycota; Eurotiomycetes; Eurotiales; Aspergillaceae
Product: putative ER to Golgi transport protein (Sly41)
Exons: 2
Coding region: 1-1674 (557 amino acids)
Biological process (GO): phosphoenolpyruvate transmembrane import into Golgi lumen
Cellular component (GO): endoplasmic reticulum; Golgi apparatus
Molecular function (GO): antiporter activity; phosphoenolpyruvate transmembrane transporter activity
Source: RefSeq, a predicted model, not a curated record
AUGGCCACAGCGACAAUGACCGGCCACGGGCGGAGACCCUCAAUGCGACACCCCGAACUGCAGAUGCCCACAAUUAACUCUGCAUCUCAGUCCACAAGUAGUCCCAUUGACAAGUUCCCUCCAUACGAAGAUUCUCUGGACGCCGCCGUGGGGUCCACGGCUCCGACCACCCGUCCGCAUCGAAGCCCCUCGGUCAAAUAUGCCCUUGGCGAUCAAUGGGAGCCACGAAAGAACGCUUCUUGGGCACGGGAUCAUCCCACGGGUGCAAUGCGAAACUCGAAGCACCGACCGCGCAAAAGUAUUAGUGAAGCGAUCACAACAAUUCGCAAUCGAAACGGAAGCGUGAGCGCCAAUGCACACGAGCUUGCGGAAGCCUUGAAAGCUCCGGUAUCAUAUCGACUCGUUGGUCUCUGUCUAGUGUGGUACCUGACCUCCGCCCUUACGAAUACCUCCUCUAAGUCAAUCCUGAACGCCCUCCCGAUGCCCAUUACCUUGACAAUCAUUCAAUUCGCGUUCGUCUCCUUCUGGUGUCUGUUCCUGGUUUGGAUGUCGAGUGUGAUUCCCGGCCUUCGGCGAAGCAUCCCCGUCCUUAAAAACGGGAUUCGGUAUCCUUCCCGCGAUGUGAUCUCAACCGCCCUCCCUCUGGCAGUCUUCCAGCUCGCAGGGCAUAUUCUCAGCUCCAUGGCCACCUCUCAGAUCCCUGUCUCCUUGGUGCAUACCAUCAAGGGUCUGUCUCCAUUGUUCACCGUUCUCGCAUAUCGAGUCCUCUUCCACAUUCGGUAUGCCAAGGCCACUUAUCUCUCGUUGGUGCCCCUCACAGUCGGCGUCAUGCUUGCGUGCUCGACGGGAAUCUCUACCAACCUGUAUGGAAUCUUGUGCGCACUCUUCGCGGCCUUGGUUUUUGUGUCUCAGAACAUCUUCUCAAAGAAGCUCUUCAAUGAGGCGGAGCGUUCGGACGCGGAGGCCGCCAAUCCCGCCCGGCGCAAAUUGGACAAGUUAAACCUCCUCUGCUAUUGCUCCGGUCUGGCGUUCUUCCUCACUUUGCCUAUUUGGUUCGUCAGUGAGGGAUAUCCCCUCAUCUCUGACUUUGUUCAUGACGGUGUCAUCUCACUUUCAGGGAAACAAGGAUCCCUCGAUCACGGCGCACUGGCUUUGGAGUUCGUCUUCAAUGGCGUUUCGCAUUUUGCGCAAAACAUAUUGGCCUUUGUGUUGCUGUCCAUGAUCUCGCCCGUCUCGUACUCCGUUGCCUCGUUGGUGAAGCGAGUGUUCGUGAUUGUUGCCGCCAUCAUCUGGUUCGGCAGCUCCACCACGCCAAUUCAAGCGGUUGGCAUCGCUCUCACCUUCUUGGGACUUUAUCUAUAUGAUCGCAACAGCCAUGAUGACGUGGCUGACAAGCGAGCGAAUGCUGAUCAUUUCCACGCAAAGGAUACCGUCUUGCCCUUGAAUGUGCGGCACUCGAGCAAGCCGUGGGACUCGAAUGGCUAUGCUUUUCCCGGCAUGAGGGCCUACGAGGCAUCAAGCGGAAAUGCUUCUCACUCACUGAAUGCCUCGAAAAAGCAAGAUGAUGGUCCUGGCCGAAUGCGACCUCGAGGGGCCAGCGUGAACCGCAAUUGGCUUCCUGGAACGAAGCAAGAAUCUACAUGGCAACCUAGUGAUUCUACAGCGGCCGCGUAA